AUGCUCAAAGCAAAGGCACAAGGUUUGACUCCAGAUGGAGAGAAGAAGAAGGCGCGUGUGUACACUGAUGGAUGGUUCGUUUUGAAAUGGUUUAAAAGUGUAAUCGAAAACGUUCAGUUUUGAUUUUGUACAUUUUGCAAAUGCCAGAUUGCUCUGGCCGGCUAAACAAUACGGUAAGAAAUUGAUUGUCGGAAUUCACUCUGACGAUGAGGCGAGUUAACAAAAGACUAAAGGUUAUUCCGAAUAUUUCACGUUUCAGCUCGAUAACAACGGGAUUCUGCCAGUUUUCACAGAUGAAGAACGGUUUCGGCUGAUUUCUGCCAUCAGAUGGGUCGACGAGGCGUUCGACGAUGCCCCAUUCCACCCAGAAUCCUCAACGCUCAACCAAUUGGACUGUGAUAUUAUUGCUAUUCCAGGUGAGUUGAAUCGAUUGACUUGUUUAUGCCGAAAGUUGUCCGUAAACCGAACAAACGACCAGAUGUUGAGCAUCUGGUGUCCUCUGGCUUUCAGAUAUUAGCCACCCGACAACUGUUGAGAGCUCAAGGUACGAGGACAUUCGUGGCAGUGAACGGGCAAAACAAUAUGUGAUUUCGGAGCAUGUCACUGAUCAAGUAAACAUACGAAAUAUCCAAAUAAAUAAUAUUUUCUUCAUUUCUAGGAAGUUGCUGGACGACUAAUGCUAAACACUAAAACUCAUCACAUGGAAACGGAUUCGAUACUCGAUUUCAAAAGUGCAAUCCUUCCAUUUUCUCUGGUAAGUCUUAUUCAUAUCUAUAGAAACAUUGAAAAACCAAGAAAUUAAAAAAACAUCAAAAAUUGAAUUGAUUGUCAUGGUCUGGGCCGGCUGCUGUCACAGUCGGUUCUGGAUUUGACAAAUCUGGUUACCCUUGUCUGCUUGCUUGACAUCACUUUAUGUUUUAGGACCCUUCGAGCAACGAGCCAGUCACAUCGGUGUCCCUUUUCAAACAAAACUACACAUUUUCUCCCCUCGUCAUCGGCAGAAAACCAAAAUUGACGGACAAGGUGAGGGACAAACAAGAAUUUAUUAUUCGCGGCGGCAAGAUUAGUUACUUUCUUGUGCAUCCUCAAGCAUUUCGUACAAGCACUUCAACGUUUUCCUCUCCCAGAAAGUUCCACAAUAAAAAACGUUUGUGAAGUAGAAGUAGACGCCUGUCACACGCAAUCGAGCACGCUAUUACUCACUCAUUUCUGACAUCACAUCAUUCUUUUCGUUUCGAGAGAACAGGUGGAAAAGUGAAGUGAUCGGCAAAGGUCUGCGAAAACGAUGUGGGCAUACUGUAUGACGCGUGUUUUUUUUUUGCGAAAGGAAGAGAACUAGGAGAAGGAGACCAGGAACAAAAGAAUGGAAAAAAUAUAGAAUAACAAGGAACAAUUGUGAGACAAAGAAACAACUUUUACAGGUUGUGUACGUCAGCGGCGGUUUUGAUCUUUUCCAUGCGGGUCACUUGGCAUUUUUGGAGGCAGCUAAGGAGUUGGGCGACUAUUUGAUAGUUGGAAUCGUUGGAGAUGAUGUAAGAAUGCGCAUAUUAGCAUGAUAUUUGCAUUAACAGCACAUUUCAGGAUGUGAAUGAAGAAAAAGGAACUAUUUUUCCAGUUAUGAACUUGUUGGAGCGGACACUCAAUAUAACGUCGUUGAAGGUCUGAUUCAGGAAAAUUUGAAAGAAGUAUACUUGUCGCGGGUCCGGGUUUUAGUACUAAAAUUUCAUUGCAUGAUUUUUGACACUUUUUCUUUAAAUAUGUGUUCUUUUGAUAAAUCUGGAAAGAAAAGGUUUAGGUAGUCGAUGAAGUGGUUGUUGGUGCCCCUGCGAUCACAAAUCCAAAGUUUGUAACCCUAAUCCGAACAUCGGUGAGUUUUGAAACAUUUGAGUCCCCUGCUAACAAACUCAAUUCAGACAAUUGCCGUCUACCCGGAAACACACGCCCGCCGCUUCUCCGACUGCUCUCAUCUCGGAAUAACCGUUGAAGUGGUGCCCGACUAUGACGCUACAACUGAAGAAAUUCUGGAUAGGAUCACAUCCCGCAGGUCAGUUUAAAGCACCAACUCACCCAUUUUUUAGUAGUACCUGAGAAAACAACUCAAAAUUAUUCAGAAUCGCAUCCCCAGAAAGUGACGAAAUCGCCAUGUUCAGCUCAGUUCCGACGAAUAACAACCAGCAUUAA
Messenger RNA from Caenorhabditis sp. 36 PRJEB53466, 2181 nucleotides. The record is from the annotation of a GenBank genome assembly. NCBI's taxonomy places the organism in Eukaryota, Metazoa, Nematoda, Chromadorea, Rhabditida, Rhabditidae.